Molecule: messenger RNA, 1572 nt
Organism: Scylla paramamosain (green mud crab)
Lineage: Eukaryota; Metazoa; Arthropoda; Malacostraca; Decapoda; Portunidae
Product: probable serine/threonine-protein kinase kinX
Exons: 4
Coding region: 1-1572 (523 amino acids)
Biological process (GO): protein phosphorylation
Molecular function (GO): ATP binding; protein serine/threonine kinase activity
Source: RefSeq, a predicted model, not a curated record
AUGUACUCGUCCAAGUCUUGCGUGCGGCAAGACGAGGGCGAGACAGUGCAGGAGUGUGGGGAAGAAGCCAAGGCCGUGCAAGGUUACUGUGAGGUGAUCCGCCGCCAGGUGCCCGUCCUCACCAAGGCGGAGCUGCACGGCCUGGGCGGCGGACUCCUCCUGGGUGUGGGCGGCUUUGGCUCCGUGAGGCUGGUGGGGCAAGAGAAUGGCGCCCCGGCGGUGGUGAAGGAGCUGCUGCAAGCCGACCAGCUGCUGCCGGUGCUGAAGGAGGCUACUUUUCUGCUGCAGCUCGGUGGAGCAGGCGGGGCGCCUCGGCUUCUAGGCGUGUGCCAGGCGCCCCCCGCCCUGGUGCAGGAGUUCGUGGGGCAGACGUACGACACGUACCUGGAGGUGUGUUCCGUGAAGGGGUUCCUGGAGUCACUGCAGGCCGUGUGCCAGUGUCUGGAGGAAGUGCACGCCAAAGGCAUCGUGCACAACGACUUGAAGUGGAACAACAUCACCUUCAGUGGCUCAGUGAACGCGCCCCGCUUCCACAUCAUCGACUUUGGGUGGGCUUCCUCCAGCGGCAGCGUGGUGGUGGAGAAGGAGGAAGGCCAGAGUGACGAGGACAGCUUCACUGAGGCCUCACACUCCCGGCAAGCCCCCUGGAUGGCGCCUGAGGUGUUUGGAGGAGGGCGUGUGUUCCCCUCAGGCGACGUGUACAGCCUCGGCUUCCUGAUGGGCUGCCUGAUGGACAGGUGCCCUCACGACUUCUUGACAGGUCCCCUCAGGAGUCUGUCACGCUCGUGCACUGCGCGGGACGCGAGCCGCCGCCCCUCCCUCGCCCGCGUGGCUCACUGCCUCGCUAUCCUUGCCAGCAUCCUCACCCCUCACCAGCUGGAUCAGUACUUUGAGGAGGCCGAGGAGGAGGAGGAGGAAGAGGGAAAGAAGAAGAAAGAGGUUGGUGAAGAUGAUGAUGCACAUUCAGAUGAUGAAGAAGAAGACGAGGUCGAUGAUAAAGCGUCAGAAGAGGAUGAAGGGGAGAAAGACGAUGAAGAUGAUGACAUGAUGACGAAAGACAAAAUGAAGGUUGAAAAGUGCGAGGAGUUUGAUAAUGUAGAGUUGGAAUCAGAAGAAGAAGAAGAGGAUGAGAGAGGAAAUAAGGGAGAAUGUGUAGAGUCAGAAGAAGAGAAUAAAAAAGAAGGCAAUGGAAAUGAUAAAAUUUUGACAGAAGAGAAGCAAAAGAAGAAAGAAGACGGUGAGGAACACGAUAUACAGUCAGAAGAGGAAGAGAGAGAUAAAGGUGAUGGAGAAGAGGAGGAUGAAGGAGAUGAGAUAGAAGAGAAACAUGAAGGAGAUGAUAGAGAAGACAAACAUAUAGAUGAUAGAGAAGAGAAACAUGGAGAUGACAGUGAAGAGAAACAUCUAGAUGAUAGGGAAGAGAAACCUGAAGGAAAUGAAAGAGAAGAGAAACAUGAAGGAGAUAGAGGAGAGAAAGAUUCAGAUGUCAUAGAUGAAAAGGAAGAAGGAGGAGAUGAUAUAGAAGAGGAAGAUAAUGGAGAUGAUAUAGAAGAAGAAGAUGACGAAGGCUGA